AUGAGUCGACGGCUGAUCGGAUGGGCUCUGGUGGUGGGCUUUGGUGUAUUGAACGGCUAUGUGACUUUCCGGCCUGCCUUCGAGCAACGUGCUCUGGAGAAGCUGAAAGAAGAGGAACUCGCUGCUGCAGACCUCGGCCCAAAUCUGAUCGAAAUUCCACCGCAAACAACAAAACCGCUCAAAGGAUCUGCGAAUGACGACGCCAACGCUCGCCAGGCUGGUUGA
This is a messenger RNA of Capronia coronata CBS 617.96, 225 nucleotides long. RefSeq lists its product as uncharacterized. The coding region runs from base 1 to 225 and encodes 74 amino acids. The transcript has 3 exons. The record is from RefSeq and is a predicted model, not a curated record. Lineage: Eukaryota; Fungi; Ascomycota; Eurotiomycetes; Chaetothyriales; Herpotrichiellaceae.